GGAAAAAGGGUGGCGGUCCUGCUGGAUCGGGGAGGAGAGCAGAAGAAGAGCCGAGCCAGUGCGUGGGUGAAGAUACCAGAGUCUCAUAAGGUCCAAACUGUAUAGCAGGUUCCAUUCCCUGGAGGAUAUUAAUGAAUCAGUUGGGAUUUUAUGAUAAUUUGGCACCUUGCUGGCUCACUUUUUCCUGAUGCCAACCCCACAUCUUACAAGAUUCAUUCAGCUCAAUUUCUCAACCUGCCUUUGUGUUCCGGUGGGUUCUCUCUCAUUCCUUUUUUCCUGUUUUAAAUCAAUUUCACAGGGUACUGAAAGGGGAGGAUUUGCAGUCGGGAACCUGAAACCAAACAUCAUGUGAGGGUCUUAGGGAGUCGCUCAAUAUAUCAUAACCUGAAUAUCAUCAGAUUUUGAACAUGGAAGGAAGAAGCACCGUUCACAGUGGGGAGAAACCGUACUUGUGUUCAGUGUGUGGACGAGGCUUCAGCCGGUCAUCUGGCCUGUCAAAACACAAGCACAGUCACACCGGGGAGAAACCGUGGAAAUGUGGGGAGUGCGGGAAGGGAUUCAGUUACCCAUCUGAAUUGGAAACUCAUCGCCGACGUCACGCUGGGGAGAGACCGUUCACCUGCUCCACUUGUGGGAAAGGAUUCUCUGAUUCAUCGAACCUCCUGAAGCACCAGCGGGUUCACACUGGGGAGAGGCCAUUCACCUGCUCCGAGUGUGGGAAGGGAUUCGCUCAGUUCUCCCACCUGCUGACACACCAGCGAGUUCACACUGGGGAGAGACCGUUCACCUGCUCCGAAUGUGGGUUGCGAUUCACUGAUACGUCCACCCUGCUGAAACACCAGCUAAUUCACACUGGGAAGAGAGCUUUUAAAUGCCCAGACUGUGGGAAGUCCUAUAAAAGCUCCUGGGAACUGAUGUCCCAUCAGCGUGUUCACACUGACGAGAGACCGUUCAGAUGCUCUCAAUGCGGGAAUGGCUUCAGGUGGUCAUCACAGCUCACUGCACACCAGCGAAUUCACACUGGGGAGAAGCCGUUCACCUGCUCCGAGUGUGGGAAGGGAUUCACUCAGUUAUCCCACCUGCUGAGACACCAGCGUAUUCACACUGGGGAGAGGCCGUUCACCUGCUCAGAGUGUGGGAAGGGAUUCACUACAUCAUCCAACCUGCGGGCACACCAGCGAAUUCACAAAUCAGAGACAGUGGUUCUUAAAUGGACACUGCAGCCCCAAGAACACAAUCAACUAUGGAUCAGGACUCCAGUCCAGCAGAAAAAAAACACCAACUAUCAGGAUAAACAUGCUUCAGUCUUGGAUGUGAUUAACAGCUGCAAUCACAGUAGAAUCCAACCCCUUGUGUCACUUGUGGACCAGCUGGUGCCUGAGCAGGUUCCAAAUACAUUGCCCCCAAUGAGGAUGGCGGCCGUGCAUGCGCCCUAUUGCAUAUUGCCCCCAAUAAAGAUGGCGGCCGUUAACCCGGGUCUGCACCUGAGACAAAGCCGCGGCCUAUCUCGGUAUAAACGAGGGGGACGGGGAGAAUUUGCAGUUGGGAAACUGAAACCAAACGUCACAUCAGGAUCCUAUGGAAUUUGUCGUAACCUGAUUUUGAACAUGGAAGGAAAAAGCACCGUUCACACUGGGGCGAAACUGUGCACGUGUUCUGUGUGUGGACGAGGCUUCAGCCGAUCAUCCGGCCUGUCAGAACACAAACUCAGUCACGAUGGGGAGAAACCUUGGAAAUGUGAGGAAUGUGGGAAGGGAUUCAAUUAUCCGUGUCAGCUGGAAAUUCAUCGACGCAGUCACACUGGAGAGAGGCCGUUCGCCUGCUGCAUGUGUGGGAAGGGUUUCACUCAAUCAUCCCACCUGCUGAAACACCAGCGAGUUCACACUGGGAAGAGACCAUUCACCUGCUCCGACUGUGGGAAGGGAUUUGUUAAUUCAUCCGACCUGUUGAGACACCAAAGAGUUCACACUGGCGAGAGAACAUUCAAGUGCUCUCAGUGUGGCACUGGUUUCAAGCAUUCAUCUGACCUCACUGUGCACCAGCGAGUUCACACUGGAGAGAGACCGUUUACCUGCUCCCAGUGUGGGAAGGGGUUCCCCAGCUCAUCCAAUCUGCUGAAACACCAGCGAGUUCACACUGACGAGAGACCUUUCGAAUGCCCAGAAUGUGGGAAGUGCUUCAAAAGUUCUGGAAAUCUGAUGUCCCAUCAACGUGGUCACACUGAAGAGAGACCUUUUAAAUGCCGUGACUGCGGGAAGUGCUUUAAAAGUUCUGGGGAAGUGACGUCCCAUCAACGAAUUCACAGUGGGGAGAGACUUUUUAAAUGCCCAGACUGUGGGAAGUUCUUUAAAAGUUCCAAUGACCUGCUGUCCCAUCAACGUGUUCACACUGACGAGAGACCGUUCAGGUGCUUUCACUGUGGGACUGGGUUCAGGCGAUCAUCUCAUCUCACUGUACACCAGCGAAUUCACACUGGGGAGAGGCCGUUCACCUGCUCUGAGUGUGGGAAGGGAUUCACUCACUCAUCCCACCUGCUGAGGCACCUACAAGUUCACACUGAGGAGAGACCGUUCACCUGCUCCGAGUGUGGGAAGGGAUUCACUCAAUCAUCCAGCUUGAAGACGCACCAAAGAGCUCACACUGCGGGAGAUCUUUUAAAUGCCCAGAGUGCGGGAAAUUCUAUAAAUGUUCCCAGGAACUGAUGUUCCAUCAACACAUUCACACUGACAAGAGACUGUUCAGGUGCUCUCACUUGGGAUUGGUUUCAUGCAAACAUCUGACCUCACUAUACACAUGAGUCCACACUGGGGAGAGGCCAUUCACCUGAUCCAAGUGUGGGAAGGAAUUCACUCAUUCGUCCCACCUGCUCACACAGCAGUGAGUUCACAAGGAACCACAUUGAUUGAGUUAAACACAUCCAGGACUGAACUGUUUUCAUUGGAGUCUGUUUCUGAUGUUAAUAAACUCCUGCCCAGUUAUAGGGUCUGAUAUUGUGGAUGAAAGCGAAAUAAAUCAUGUUAAACACAUGGUGUGCCAAGUCUUUUUAAUAUCUCUAACAGGUUACAUAUGAAUUAGGAGCAGGAGUUGGCCACUCGGUCCAUAAAGCCUGCUUCACCAUUCAAUAAGAUCAUGGCUGAUCUGACUGUAACCUCAACUCCACAUUCCCAUCUAUGCCCAGAUAACCUCUCUGCUUAUCAAAAAUCUGCCUUCAAAAUAUUCAAAGACUCUGCCUCCACUGCCUUGUGAGAGAGUUCCACAGACUCAUGACCCUUUGAGAGAAAAAAAUUCUCCGGAUCUCUGGGCGAUCCCUUAUUUUUAAACAG
Molecule: messenger RNA, 3323 nt
Organism: Carcharodon carcharias (great white shark)
Lineage: Eukaryota; Metazoa; Chordata; Chondrichthyes; Lamniformes; Lamnidae
Product: zinc finger protein 850-like
Exons: 5
Coding region: 408-2702 (764 amino acids)
Source: RefSeq, a predicted model, not a curated record